Oikopleura dioica is the source of this 1122-nucleotide messenger RNA. The record is from the annotation of a GenBank genome assembly. Lineage: Eukaryota; Metazoa; Chordata; Appendicularia; Copelata; Oikopleuridae.
AUGAAAACUGGCAUCCUUCUGGCAGUUCUAUUCGGAGUUUCCUAUGCGCAGAUAGACCUGUUUUUAUCGGGAAGGGAGAGAAGGCAAGUCGAAGAGGGAAGUGGUGAUUCUGAGACAACAACAAGCACCACUACUACUACAACAACCACAACUACAACCACCACGACAACCACCACCACGAAAACUACAACAUCAACGACAACUACAACUACUACGACGACUACGACGACAACGACAACGACAACCGCUUCUACAACAUCAACUACGACAACGAUCGCUCCGGCCCAAUCAAAAAUCCUCAUCGAGCAACUUAUUGAGUACGAAACAUUUGAGCUCUUCAGUGACGAGUUCGAAGAUCCUGACUCGCUAGAAUACCGCGAAUUUGUGAAGAAGCACGAUAGAGCCUUCGGACAAGUAAAUCAAAUAACAGCCGUCAAUAUCAGUGCAGAAUGGAUUUCUACAAACAUAACCUUAGAGGACUACACUGCAAAGGCUAAACAAACUAAUGGACGAGCAUCCCUUAUUGACACCACUGAAAUCGACCUUGUCUUAACUGGACCAAUGAUAAAGGUUUAUAUGAAAGUCACAUACAUAAAAGAAGACGCCAGAAACAUCGAUGAAUUUACUGAUAAUGACAUUACCCAAAUAGAAAUGGAAACGAAAAGUAUUUACAAGAGCAAUUUCAACGAAUAUUUUCCUGAGUCUUUGAAAGGAAAGAUAACUGGGGUUGUUCUUAACGAUCCCAAGUGCAGUAAAACGCCAGAUGAGCUUGCGCUGAAACUAGAGCAUUUUACAAAGGCGGCGCUUACUGGCAAAGAAACGCUACCCAAGCCGGGCGGAAGGAAGAUGUCAGUAAGGCUGAAAGCGUCAGAUUUGCCAGUACAGCAUGAAAGCGUGUUCAAGAAAGUUAUGAAUAGAAUCCGGCGUAUUUCCGAUAGCAGCGAUGAUCAGAAAAAACCACCACCGGGCAGUCUAUCUAGGCCUUUUGGAAUAAUCUCCAAAUUCGCGAAAGACAUGAAAGAAAAAAUCACUAUCAGCCCUUCAAAUUCUGGCUCAGCGACUCCUGUCACCAGCAGAUCCAGAUCUUCGUCAGAAACUUCAAAGAAAAAAGCCUUUCAAUAA